UGAUUGGCGGAUGGUGGCGGAAGGAGUUGGCCGCCGGGGACGGAGGGGGGGGCAAGAUGGCGGCGGUGCUGGAGGUGGAGGUUGGAGGCCCCGCGGAGCGCGAUGUGGAGGAGGUGGAUCUGUCCCACCUGUCCCCGGAGGAGCGGUGGAGGGUGGAGCACGCCCGGAUGCACGCCAAGCACCGCGGGCACGAGGCCAUGCACGCCGAGAUGGUGCUCAUCCUCAUCGCCACGCUCGUGGUGGCCCAGCUCCUCCUGGUGCAGUGGAAGCAGAGGCACCCUCGCUCCUACAAUAUGGUGACCCUCUUCCAGAUGUGGGUGGUGCCUCUGUACUUCACCAUCAAGCUCAACUGGUGGCGGUUCCUGGUCAUCUGGGUGCUCUUCUCAGCAGUCACAGCCUUUGUCACCUUCAGGGCAACACGGAAACCUCUGGUGCAGACAACGCCCAGGUUGGUUUAUAAAUGGUUUCUACUAAUAUACAAGAUCAGCUACGCCACCGGCAUCGUGGGCUACGUGGCUGUGAUGUUCACCCUCUUUGGGCUUAACUUAUUGUUCAGAAUCAAGCCAGAAGACGCCAUGGACUUCGGGAUCUCCCUCCUCUUCUAUGGCCUCUACUAUGGGGUGUUGGAGCGGGACUUCGCCGAGAUGUGUGCAGACUACAUGGCCUCCACCAUCGGGUUCUACAGCGCCUCGGGGAUGCCGACCAAGCACCUCUCCGACAGCGUCUGCGCCGUGUGCGGCCAACGCAUCCUGGUGGAUGUCAACGAGGAGGGGAUCCUGGAGAACACCUACCGGCUGUCCUGCAACCACGUGUUCCACGAGUUCUGCAUCCGGGGCUGGUGCAUCGUGGGCAAGAAGCAGACGUGUCCGUACUGCAAAGAGAAGGUGGAUCUCAAGAGGAUGUUCAGUAACCCGUAUCCUUUCUCCUCGCCUUCUGGGAGCGGCCCCACGUCAUGUACGGGCAGCUGCUGGACUGGCUGCGGUACCUGGUGGCCUGGCAGCCCGUCAUCAUCGGCCUGGUGCAGGGCAUCAACUACAUCCUGGGGCUGGAGUAGCGCGGCGGAGCCCCUCGGCUGCCCCUGCGGGGCCGGACCCGGCGCCGGGGCUCGUUUUUAAAGGCUCCUUUUCCCG
Molecule: messenger RNA, 1130 nt
Organism: Pezoporus flaviventris
Lineage: Eukaryota; Metazoa; Chordata; Aves; Psittaciformes; Psittacidae
Product: E3 ubiquitin ligase RNF121
Exons: 9
Coding region: 57-1115 (352 amino acids)
Cellular component (GO): endoplasmic reticulum membrane; Golgi membrane
Molecular function (GO): metal ion binding; ubiquitin protein ligase activity
Source: RefSeq, a predicted model, not a curated record